AUGACAACCUACAACUACAAAAUUACUUGUCCUCUCCUAUUGCGUGUAUUUGGAUAUAGUCGAGAGGCUGUGAGGGUGAAAGUUAAGAAAUGCGAGGGUAAUCAACCACCAGAACUUAGAAAGUUCAGCGUAGAUCCGCAAAUAACAUCUUUCGAAGUUCUCCAAAGCAUUUUAGCUAAAGCCUUCGAUAUCAAGGGGGAUUUUACUGUUUGUUUUCGCAUUUACGAUAUAAAUGGCUAUGAAACGUACAUGCCCAUUCUCUCAGAUUGGGAUCUUGACGCUGCAUUUUUAAAAGCUCAUAAUGCAUCUGUAGCAACUAACACAGAACCUUGUCUCUCAUUAAAAGUAGAUCUGAAGCCGUUUGAAGAAAGCUCCGAUGAUUGGGAUGUCAAACAGAAUAUUUCUAUUAUUACUCAGAUUAGAACGGUCACAAGUCAAGAAGCUAAACCAGCGCCCAGGUUACACGGAAUAUUCAAUCAAGUGGGAAAAACACUGAACCUGGUGCAAAGGGCAUUCAAUUUCGGCGAAGACGGUAGCACAGCUUUACAGCCACCGAGACAACCGCUGUCCGAUGCGGAAUUUCGGAGGUUUUUGGACCCAGUAGGACAGAUAGUUUAUGCAAAAGAAUUAAGAUCGGUCAUUUAUUUCGGGGGAAUCGAUCCAAGUUUAAGGAAAGUCGUGUGGAAGCACUUAUUGAACGUAUAUCCGGACGGUAUGACCGGCAAAGAGAGAAUGGAUUACAUAAAGAAAAAGGCGAUGGAGUACUUGAAUCUCAGAGAAACCUGGAAGACUGCAAUUGCUCAAGGACAAGUAGUGGGCGAAUUGGCCUACACCACCAGUAUGGUGAGAAAGGACGUAUUGAGAACUGACAGACAUCAUCCUUUUUACGCCGGCAGCGACGAUAAUCAAAAUAUCGCUUCGUUAUUCAACAUACUCACCACGUACGCGUUGAAUCAUCCCAAAGUGAGCUAUUGUCAAGGAAUGAGCGACUUGGCGUCGCCUCUGUUGGUCACUAUGAACGAUGAGGCUCACGCCUACAUUUGUUUUUGCGCUCUAAUGCAAAGGCUCUGCACGAAUUUCAUGAUAGACGGCAUCGCGAUGACGCAGAAGUUUUCCCAUUUGGCCGAAGGGAUUUUGUAUUACGAUCCGGAGUUUUAUAACUACUUGAAAAUUCACCAGGCGGACGAUUUGCUCUUCUGUUAUCGCUGGCUGCUUCUGGAAAUGAAGCGCGAGUUUGCCUUCGAGGAUUCGUUGCAAAUGCUCGAGGUUCUUUGGAGUUCCCUGCCGGCGGAUUAUCCGGAGAAAGAACUGAAACUUUUCGAUACGUUGUUCCAAGCUCCCGCCAUAUCAACACCUCCUAUAAGUCCGCUGGUUAAAACUCCGAGGGAGAAUGCUUAUACGAAAAUGAUAGCGCUCAGACGGCAAAGCUCGUCGAUAUCACUAAACAGUUACAAUAAUUCGAAGAAGAGCGGUAAAGUCAAGAGGCAGAAUCACAGUUUAGACGAAAGCGUGAGCGUUAAUAAACCUGUACCGGUCGUUAAAACUAAAUUUCAAAGUUUGGACGACGCCGCCCUUCAGACAGUCAGCGACGCCGGCGCGAAAAACGGGGAAUUCUUCCCGAAAACCGGAGGCGCGUCGCCUCAAAACGGCGAAAUGUCGCCCAAAAACCCCGACUUAUCGCCCAAAUCUUCCGAUUUCUCGCCCAAAACUUCCGACGCUUCGAAUUCGUUGAAAUCCGAGCUGAGACCGCGCUCUAUCUCUCCGUUGGAACAGAAAUCCGAUUCCGUUGUGCUCAAUAAUCGAAUAAACAAAAAUCAAUUUACCAGCGGCAACGCAGCGAGUCUUUCUUCGAGCAUGACGAGUCUCAUUAGGAUUUCGAAGAAGCCCGGUCACUUCAAGGAUUUGAAGGACAAAUUGUUCUCUUCGUUAGAUAAAUUAGAUGGUGCUCAACCGAUUAAGGAGGAGGAAGAGAAUCGACCACGAAAGGGUCGACUCGUGAAAAAUUUAAACGAGUUUCUAUCAUUGAGCAGUGCUGCGAAAAUCGAGACAUCAGAUAAUCCGAAAAUAAUGUUAACGAAGUCGAGUUUGGACGAUUCCGAGAGUUCCAGUAUAUCACGUCAAUUUUCUUCAACUUCCAAUAGCGGCGACGAUACGAGUCCCGAUGAUUCCCAAGAAUAUUUCCCACUAACUACAUCGGUUACGAGUAAAUUGAAAUUGGAUUUGGAAAAUUUGGAUCGUACGGUUUUCGGGGAUAAAUUCGUGAACGGCACGUCGGAUUCCCUCAGCGAAAACGACAGCACAGUGACCAAAGAUUUGAAGGAAAUCCAAGCUAAGAGGAAAAGCGACGAUGUGUAUUUAUGGGAAAAUCCCUUGCUCGAGAAUGCUACAAAGUUGACGCCUCACACCCCCGACGAGCAAGCGGAUAUCGAUUACGAUUCGCCCGAGCCGAUUAAUCCCACUCCAGAGACAAAUGCUCCCGUAAUAAACGAGACUGAAGCGAAACCGAAACCUGUAGAGAAUCCAUCGAACGGUGCUGUUCCUACGAUGACUAAUUCCUGCGAGGAAGUCACUGAAAGCGCGAAAUCAUCUCUGUUGCCGCCUCCCAACGAAUUCGGCGGCGGCAACCCGUUCUUAAUGUUUCUGUGCAUUACCCUGCUUAUGCAACAUAGAGAUCAUAUCAUAACGAAAGCGAUGGAUUACAACGAAAUGGCCAUGCAUUUCGAUAAAAUGGUUAGGAAACACAACGUGACCAAAGUUCUGCACCAGGCGAGGCAAAUGUACGCUAGGUACAUGAAACAGCAUACUAUGGCCCAGCAGAGGCUCGACGCAAAAAAUAAUGAGGAUUGUUAG
Molecule: messenger RNA, 2850 nt
Organism: Phyllotreta striolata
Lineage: Eukaryota; Metazoa; Arthropoda; Insecta; Coleoptera; Chrysomelidae
Source: the annotation of a GenBank genome assembly